Molecule: messenger RNA, 126 nt
Organism: Peronospora matthiolae
Lineage: Eukaryota; Oomycota; Peronosporomycetes; Peronosporales; Peronosporaceae
Source: the annotation of a GenBank genome assembly
AUGGACUCGUUCGCGGGAUCAGGCACGUGGCCACACAAUGGUGGUCGUCCACCCAAGGCGAAGACUAGGGCUUUGAUUGCCUGCUUCAUCUUCGUGGCACUUGCUGUCAUGGAGAGCUUGUCGUAA